AAUAUACAACCUCACUAUAGUCAAACUAUCCAAGAGUGGGGUCCCCACAUUGUUCCCCCCUCUCUUCAUUUUCACUACUUUCCUCUUUUUGUUCUUCAUUUUUUUCAUCAUUAUUAUUCAUUCAUAAAUCAUAAAUGGUAAGAAAGGCUGCUGGUCCAAAUUGGCGAUUUCAAUUCCACAAAUUUUGACUUUUUUCUUCUUCAAAAUCCAUUACAGUCGCCAUUAAAAAUCAUUGAAUUAAGCGAUUUCUGUUGAAUUGAUUGAAUUUUCCUUCGCUUUUUGGAUUUUUUUUUAUCGAUCGACAAAAAAAUGGAGGAUUGGGGGGAGGAGAGAGAAAAGAAGCCGAUAGAGUUAAGAGCAGUGGAAUCGUUAGGGUUAGGUUUUGAUCUAACUUCUGAUUUCAGAUUGAAAUUCGCCAAAAAAGACAGGCUCGUUGUUUUGGAUGAAGCGAAUAAAAGAAACGUCGUCAUCCCUGGUGGAAACGUUUCGAUUCCUGGUGUUUCAGUUGAUAUUCGUUGCGACAAGGGAGAACAGUUGCGGUUUAAGUCUGAUGUUCUUCAAUUUAAUCAGAUGUCAGAGUUACUCAAUCAAAGAUCUACCGUACAAGGAAAAGUUCCUUCUGGCUACUUCAAUGCCAUGUUUAAUUUUAGCGGAGCCUGGUUAAAUGAUGCAUCGGAAAGUAAACAUCUUGCUUUUGAUGGUUACUUCGUUGCUUUGUACCACAUGCACUUAAUGGCAUCUGCCAUUGUUCUGCAUGACAAAGUAAAGAAGUCUGUUCCAUCACAUUGGGAUCCUGCAUCAUUAUCAAGGUUUAUCCAGAAGUAUGGGACACACAUAAUUGUGGGCUUGGCAGUUGGAGGUCAAGAUUUGAUUUGUGUGAGACAGGCACCUUCGUCAGAAAUCCCUCCUGCUGAACUCAGAGCACAUCUGGAGGAUAUUGGAGACGCACUGUUUUCAGAUGAAAAAGAUCCACUAUUACUGCGAAAAGCUAGGGAUGGGCAACCAAAGGCUCCCGAGGUAUUCAGUCGGAUCCUGCAGUCCAAUACUCUACAACUGACUAGCAUUGUUGAAACAUCAAACAAGGAUGGACUCUCUGUUAUACGUUCACGAAGAGGAGGGAAUGUUUUUCUGCAUAGUCACUCCCAAUGGCUCCAGACAGUCCCUAGCCACCCUGAUGCAAUUCUCUUCAAGUUUGUGCCUAUUACUUCACUCCUUACUGGAAUCCCAGGCAGCGGUUAUCUCAGCCAUGCAAUUAAUUUGUAUUUAAGAUACAAACCUACGUCAGAGGAUCUGCAGUACUUUUUGGAAUUCCAGGUCCCAAGACAAUGGGCACCUAUGUACAACGAGCUCCCUCUCCAGCAUCAAAGAAUAGCUCCCUCUUCAUCUCUUCUUCAAUUCAGCUUAUUGGGUACAAAGAUUCGCGUUAAUUCUACCAAGGUCACAAGUAGUUUGAAACCAAUAGUUGGUCUACGCCUAUACUUGGAAGGGAAGCACUGCAAUCAACUAGCCAUCCAUACCCAACACCUGACAACCUUACCUAAUUCUAUGACAUUUACAUCAACUCAUGAUCACUGCCAAUGGCGAGGUUCUGAUGAUUUUGAUCCCGAAGGCCAAUUUCUAGAACGCAUUAGAUGGAAGAGGUUCUCAAAAGUUUGCACGUCUAUAGUAAAACACGAUCCCAACUGGCUUCACGGAAAAACAACGGGAGUUUUCAUCGCUACCGGGGCCCAACUCCUCACAAAAGGUCGGUGGCCAAAAACAGUGCUUCACCUUCGGUUACUCUUCAGCCACCUGCCUAACUGCACAAUCAGAAGAACCGAAUGGGCUGCUGCGCCACAAGCAUCUCACAAGUCGAGUAUUCUCAUGACUUUAAGUACAACUUUCACGUUUACUCAGAAACAGAAUAACAGCCCGCCUAAAAAACUACCGACUGCACUGAACUCAGGUGUAUACCCAAAUGGACCACCAGUUCCGGUCAACUGUGAGAAGCUGCUUAAAUUUGUUGACACUUCGGAGGUGUUGCGUGGUCCUCAUGACGCUCCAGGACACUGGUUGGUUACAGCUGCUAAACUUGUGACAGAAGGAGGUAAAAUAGGUUUGCAUGUAAAGUUUGCUUUAAUAGAUUAUACAAGUACUACAAUUGAACUGUAAAUUUUGCUGUACAUACAACAAGUCAAUCUGAGUCGAAGGUGUUCGGAAUUAUUUUUGUAUGUUGAGGGUCUCUUUAUGAAAGUGAUUGUGUGAGGAAAAUAGUAUCAUAAGUUACAGUGUACAGACAAACAUUAGAACUUGUGAAUUUUUGUUUUGUUAGA
This is a messenger RNA of Spinacia oleracea (spinach), 2312 nucleotides long. RefSeq names its product MACPF domain-containing protein At1g14780. Gene Ontology annotation, biological process: plant-type hypersensitive response; regulation of salicylic acid mediated signaling pathway. The record is from RefSeq and is a predicted model, not a curated record. The coding region runs from base 310 to 2151 and encodes 613 amino acids. The transcript has 7 exons. Gene Ontology annotation, cellular component: plasma membrane. NCBI's taxonomy places the organism in Eukaryota, Viridiplantae, Streptophyta, Magnoliopsida, Caryophyllales, Amaranthaceae.